Molecule: messenger RNA, 681 nt
Organism: Pyrus x bretschneideri (Chinese white pear)
Lineage: Eukaryota; Viridiplantae; Streptophyta; Magnoliopsida; Rosales; Rosaceae
Product: glycine-rich cell wall structural protein 1.8-like
Exons: 1
Coding region: 77-523 (148 amino acids)
Source: RefSeq, a predicted model, not a curated record
CCCAAACACUCCCUUUUAUUCUCUAUCUCAUCACACUCCACAAGUGCUUUUCCAAAAAGUAAAAAAAAAACAAAAAAUGAUCCCAAUAGCAAGUCUUUUCCUAGCCACUUUGCUCCUCACUGCUUCACUUGGCAUCUCAGCCCGACCCGGAUCAGAUGGACCCUUCUCAGCUGAGCUUAAGCACUCAAAGGACAAAGGUGGUGCUGCUACUGGUGGCGGCAAUGGUGGCUUUGGCGGGUUUGUCCCGCCAGGGUUUGACAUACCCGGGUUCGGAAAGGGGUUCGGAAACGGCGUAGGUGGCGGGUAUGGAGGAGGGUAUGGAGGUCCUAUUGGAGGGCAUUCCAAGGGUGGAACUGUGAGGACUUCUCUUGUGUGUAAGGAAAAGGGUCCGUGCUACAAGAAGAAGCUGACGUGCCCUGCUAAGUGCUUCACUUCCUACAGCCGGUCAGGGAAGGGUUAUGGCGGCGGUGGCGGAGGCGGCGGGUGCACUAUAGAUUGCAAGAAGUGUACUGCUUACUGCUAGAGGAAUAGGCUGCUCCCGUUCCUUUUGUUAUGGUACUGCAGCCGGUAGCCGGUAAUAUAGUUACUAUAAUUAGUAUGGUUAUGCAUGUGAUGUGAUGUAAACCUACGAUAUAUAUGUCAUUUUGCUUUAUCUAAGAAUAAUGUUCUCUUGCCCCUCAA